Messenger RNA from Neohortaea acidophila, 471 nucleotides. Its product is annotated as HCNGP-like protein-domain-containing protein. Bases 1 to 471 code for a protein of 156 amino acids. The transcript has a single exon. Gene Ontology annotation, biological process: regulation of DNA-templated transcription. Gene Ontology annotation, cellular component: nucleus. The record is from RefSeq and is a predicted model, not a curated record. Lineage: Eukaryota; Fungi; Ascomycota; Dothideomycetes; Mycosphaerellales; Teratosphaeriaceae.
AUGCCCACGGUGCCCAACUUCGACAUCCCGGACUCUCCUCCGCUGCCACCAAUGAACAGCGAGGAAGCGGCCACAUUGGCAGCAGCGACUAGAAAAUUCGAGCGUUUCCUAGAGUUGAAGAAGCAAGGCGUGCACUUCCAUGAUCGCUUGCAGAAGAGUGCGGCGCUACGAAAUCCAACUCUACUGCCGAAGCUGAUGGAGUUCGCGGGGAUGACUCAGGAGGAAAGCUACGUAAGCACGUUACCAGCGGACCUUGGCGUACCGACGCGCUGGGCAGCGGACCAAUACGUCGACGAGCUUGUGAGAGCGAAUGAACGGAGGGAGAAGAAGCGGAAGGAGGGACGGGACAAGAUUGACUUUGUGUCUGCUGCAGGUGGUGCCAAAUCUUCCGCCUCGAGCGCCGUGAGUACACCAAACAAGAGUCAUACUGUGGACGGAGACGGCAAGAGGAGCCGGUUUGAUAACAGGUAG